AUGGACAUGGGCAGCCACUCCUGCUUUGGGGACUUCCCGCACGACUACCUCCCAGAGGGCGUUAAGUCCAAGCUGAAGACCGCCAAGAUGUCCCGCACGCAGAUGCUGCCCCGCAUCAGCUCCGAUCCAGGGCUAAGCACGUUCCGCAGGACGCAGGGCUUCAGCUGGAACCCGCACCUCCCGCCAGACUCGCCGCCAACUACCGGCUGCCGCCGCCGCGCGGUGGUUCCCACCACCCACUUCCGCAACUUCUACGACCGUGGCGACCUCCCCAUCUCCAUCCUCCAUGGCUCGGUAGGGGGGAAGAUCACCUGGAAGGUGGAUCUCGAGAGGCUCGACUACCAUCACUACUUGCCCAUCUUCUUCGAGGGGCUUCGAGAGAAGGAGGAUCCCUAUCGUUUCCUGGCCGUGACGGGCACCUACGACAUGCUAGCACGGGGGGGCGCUCGCAUUCUUCCCGUGGUUCCACAGCUGAUCGUUCCAGUCAAGGUGGCUUUGAACACGAAGGACCCGACCAUCAUCUGUACCGUCCUAAAGGUGUUGCAGACGUUGGUGCUCAGUGGUGACAUGAUCGGAGAAGCCCUCGUUCCCUAUUACCGCCAGCUCCUGCCGACCUUCGCGCUGUUCAUCGGCAAGAACAAGAAUCUAGGGGACGACCCUGAGCUGCCUUUAGAAGAGGGUGGGGGGAGGGGCACGGUAGGGUUUAGGGUUUAG
Symbiodinium natans is the source of this 714-nucleotide messenger RNA. The record is from the annotation of a GenBank genome assembly. NCBI's taxonomy places the organism in Eukaryota, Dinophyceae, Suessiales, Symbiodiniaceae.